Geodia barretti is the source of this 858-nucleotide messenger RNA. Lineage: Eukaryota; Metazoa; Porifera; Demospongiae; Tetractinellida; Geodiidae. The record is from the annotation of a GenBank genome assembly.
AUGAGCUGUAAUGAGACGGAGACCAACUCCAGACAUUCACGAAACUCACGCCUCCACCUGGCCACCUCUCUCUACCUACAAAGCCUCCUGGGGAGUGGUGCGGACGAGGCCGAGGUCAAAAGAAGGUGGAGGAGAAGUACUGGACUACCUCGGAUGGACCAGUCGACUCUCCCCUCUACGAUGCCACGAGGCUUGCUGGCUCCGCCUCCUCCUUUGAGGACGGCUCUUCCCCCGCCCCACGCAGGGGGCAUGGCCCACACCCCUGUACACCAACCCACUCCAGAGUUGCUUCGCUCUCGCAGGGCUCAGGGGUGCAGGCAUCACCAUAGCACCUUUUCUCCAGGAAGCAGCUGGUCUACACAAGCUCCUGCCCGGACGCCAACUAUUCUCCCCUUCCUCCGACCACCUCCUCAAGAAGACACCAGGGAAGCUAGAGGCGCUUGCGAGAUGGACACCACUAGAUACCCAUCCCCAUGCCCCAAGCCUGCAGUAGCUCCUCGGGAGGGACCAGCGGUAUGUUGGUGGAGUGGGAGGAGGGACGGUGACAGUCACUCUACUCAGGGGGACUAUCUCCACGCGCAGCAUAGUAGCAUCAGUCAGCAGAUCCAGGGGGCAAUUUCGCCAGGACAUUCCCCAUCAUCAGGAGGUUUAGCCGGGGAGGUUGACCCGGAAUCUCCGCUGCGGUUGGCGAGAGCGAUGCAUGGCGUCUGCGGGACCCAGACGGAGGUCGGCCUGUCGUCAACCUCGUCGGGCAUCCUCCCAGCACUCUCUCAAUGGCCGGUCUACUGUCUCCUGGCAGAAAAAGAAACUAGUCUCGGCCAUCGCUCAGCUGCAGAGCUGGUUCUACCUUGUGACUAG